AUGGCGGAUUCCGACGAGAAGACUCGCCCCGACGACGCCGAAGACACGAAGACGAAAACUCUCCCACACUGGCGUCUUGUCAUUGAUCAGGCUGGUGUUACGCCCGAGGUCCUUGCCCUACACUAUCCAGGCCCAGGAGGUAGCAACUCUGGGCGUCUCUCUAAUAGUCCUGGUUCGCUCUCGGGCCCUUUGCUAUGGGCGCCACUGAGCGAGAUCUUUGGCCGCCAGCUACUGUUUAUUGGAACCUAUGCUGGCCUGACAAUCUUCAAUGCAGCCUGUGCUGGUGCUCCCAAUGGAGCUUCAUUACUGGUCUUCCGAUUUCUAGCGGGCUCCUUUGGUUCCUCUCCCUUGACCAAUGGUGGCGGAACCAUAGCUGAUAUGUUCCCUGCCCACCAACGAGGCCUGGCGAUGACGCUGUUUGCGUCUGGGCCAUCCCUAGGUCCAGUGUUGGGCCCGAUUUGUGGUGGAUUUCUUGGGGAGAAUGCUAGCUGGCGUUGGGUGAUGGGAUUCCUGGCGAUAUACGCUGGGGUUAUGUGGAUCGGAGGAACCAUCCUUAUCCCAGAAACCUAUGCCCCGACAUUGCUGAGGCGCCGGGCUGCUAAAUUGUCUAGCAUGACUGGAAAGGUGUAUAUCAGCAGCGCUCAGUUGAAACAGGGCAAGGUUUCUUUGCGUAAUGCUAUUAGCACCUCCUUAGUGCGGCCGUGGAUUCUACUCUUCAAGGAACCCAUCGUUCUCCUGUUAUCGAUCUAUAUGGCCAUCAUCUACGGUACCCUCUACUUGUUCUUCGCCGCGUUUCCAGUUGUUUUUGAGCAGGCUCGUGGUUGGAAUCAAGGCAUGGAAGGUUUAGCAUUUUUGGGCAUAGCUGUGGGCAUGGUGGCGGCUUUGGUUUAUACGAUCCCGGACAACAAGCGUUAUGUUCUCCUUGAUCAGAAGCACAACGGUUUUGCACCACCAGAAGCUCGGCUCCCACCAGCAAUUGUUGGCUCUUUCGCCAUUCCAGUGGGGUUGUUUUGGUUCGCUUGGACUAAUUAUCCCUCCAUUCAUUGGAUUGUUAGCAUCAUGGCUGGCGCUCCUUUCGGCUUCGGUAUGAUUCUGGUGUUUCUAAGCAUCAUGAAUUAUCUGGUUGAUGCAUAUACGAUCUUUGCCGCUUCAGUUCUUGCUGCUAAUUCAACCCUACGCUCCUUGUUCGGCGCAGCCUUUCCACUCUUUACGGUACAGAUGUAUGAUAAGUUGGGGCUGCACUGGGCAUCAAGCAUCCCAGCAUUCCUGGCAUUGGUCUGCGUUCCAUUUCCGUACCUUUUCUACAUAUAUGGAGCGCGCAUCAGGACUCAUUGCAAAUUUGCGGCUGAAUCUGACGCUUUUAUGCAAAGUUUGAAGGCGGCCCAGAAUCAACAAGAACAGGAGUUAGAGGAGCAGGAUAAUAGUACUGAGGACGAGCGUACAGUGGUUGACGAAGGCGUCUUCAGCUCAAGCCAUAGACGAACGUCCUCGGUCCAUGGCCCAUCUUCAGUAUAUGAUGGCAACCCCUAUGAUAUUGAUCGUGUUCACACUAGAAAGUCAUUCUCUUAG
Molecule: messenger RNA, 1569 nt
Organism: Fusarium verticillioides 7600
Lineage: Eukaryota; Fungi; Ascomycota; Sordariomycetes; Hypocreales; Nectriaceae
Exons: 2
Coding region: 1-1569 (522 amino acids)
Biological process (GO): transmembrane transport
Molecular function (GO): transmembrane transporter activity
Source: RefSeq, a predicted model, not a curated record